Messenger RNA from Phascolarctos cinereus (koala), 4102 nucleotides. The record is from RefSeq and is a predicted model, not a curated record. NCBI's taxonomy places the organism in Eukaryota, Metazoa, Chordata, Mammalia, Diprotodontia, Phascolarctidae.
CUCAGUGCUCGGUAUGGCCCUGUGUUCACCGUUUACCUGGGCUCCCGGCCUAUAGUCAUCCUCAGUGGUUACGAGGCCGUCAAAGAGGCAUUGGUGGAUCAGGCAGAGGCAUUCUCCGGGCGAGGGAAAGUAGCCACGUUGGAGAAGACCUUCAAUCAGCAUGGUGUUUUCUUUGCCAAUGGGGAGCAAUGGAAAUAUCUUCGGAAGUUCACCACCCUCUCUCUAAGAAAUCUGGGAAUGGGCAAGAAGGAAGGAGAAGAGCAAAUUCAAGAGGAGGCCCGCUACCUGGUGGAAGCGUUACAGAAUACCCAAGGGUCCCUGCUGGACCCUUCCCUGCUGCUGUCUCAAGCUGUCUCCAAUGUCACCUGCAUUCUCCUGUUUGGAAGUCGCUUUGACUAUGAAGAUGAAAAGUUCCGAGCUGUGGUCCUUGCCGCUGCUGGCACCCUAAAGGAGAUUAGCACCUCGUGGGGACAGCUCUGUGAGAUGUUCUUGGGUCCCCUCUACUACCUGUCAGACAUCCUUCAACAUCUCUCAGCUCCCCAUAGCCGGCUCACAGACCACCUAAGCACCCUAGCAACCUUUGUCUCAGGCCAGAUCCAGCAGCACCAGGAGAAGCUGGAACCUCAAGCUCCUGUCAGAGACUUUGUGGACGACUUCCUGGUCAAAAUGGGCCAGGAAGAAAAAGCCUCAGGGUCUGACCACACAGAUUUCCUGCUGACCGCUGUGAACCUGCUUUUUGGGGGGACGGCAACAGUCGGUGCCACACUCAAAUAUGCUUUCCUGCUCCUGCUUAAAUACCCAGAGGUCCAAGAUCGAAUCCAGGAGGAGCUGGGCCAAGAACUGGGGUGGGAGCGGGCCCCCAGCCUGGUGGACCGUGGGCGUCUCCCCUACACUGAUGCCUUCCUGCAUGAGGUUCAGAGGUUCCUGGCUCUCCUCCCUAUGGGGGUGCCCCGUGCCCUCACAAAGCCCACCUCCUUCCGGGGCUAUGACCUGCCCCAGGGCAUUGAAGUCUUCCCACUCCUGGGCUCCGUUCUGCAUGACCCAGAAUUCUUUGAGCGGCCAGAGGAAUUUGACCCAAGCCGUUUCCUGGAUGCCGAUGGCCAAUUCAAGAAAAACGAGGCCUUCUUGCCUUUCUCCUUAGGGAAGCGAAUCUGCCUUGGGGAAGGCCUGGCCCGAACCGAACUCUUCCUCUUCUUCACCACCAUCCUCCAGAAUUUCUCCCUAGAGAGUCCAUCCCCACCCGGAGCUCUGAGCCUCCAACCAGCCAUCAGUGGCUUUGCCAACAUUCCUCCAACUUUCCAGCUUCGCUUCAGGCCUCACUGACUGGCUGGGGGAGAGGGCAGCAGGAGACCACAACCCCCAGGGCUGAUGAACUGGUGCCCCACUUGGAAAGCGGCCCAAAGGGUUCACAGACAGGCUCCUAAGGCUCUCAGAGAACAAAGACCUAGGAGUAGAUUCAUAAAUUUCAGAGACUCACUCUCAACACGCUCACGAAUGCACACAGACCAACAUCUUGUAUUUAUUCAAUUCAACAUACCCUUUGUUAGCCAUCUCCUACAUGUAAGGCAUUCUUGCCGUAGAAAGGGCCAAUGUGGAAUUGAGGAUCCGCAUUCGAAUCCUGUUCUGUGAUCAUGGGCCAGGCAUUAUCUCUUUCUGGGUGGUAUCUUCUCACUCUAAGCCCACAAUCCAUAGCAACCCACAAGCCAGUGCUUCUCCCUCACACACCCUUAGGACACACUGUAGACAUACCCUAACUAUCUAUUGGGACCUCAGAGUAAGUAGGAAGAGACAGCAGGAGCUACCUAGCCCAACCCACCCUUACUUGAGCCAGAGUUCUGACUACCAUGUAUAUAUUUGACGGAUUUAUCCAGUGUCUGAUUGCCCUGACCUCCAGGAAGGGGAAACCCACUCUGUCCCCAGGAAGCCCAUUCUACACCUCUGAUGGUUAGAAAGGUCACACACUUUCUCUUGUCGGUCUCUCUGUCUAGUCUUACCCACGGGCACUAACACUCCAAGUACCCAUGAUUCCACCACUACCCUGAAGGUGCACUCCACCCAGGGAAAGGAAGACCCAUCUUGGCCUCUAUUCAGUUGCUCUGUAGGGGCUUGAUCUGCAGUUUGGACCCCUGCAAACACCCCUUCCCAAAGUGUUGGGGACCUGAAAAAGAGGCUGUCUCCUUCUCCCUCCCCUCAUGCCCUUUCUACCCCCACCACCACCCCCAAUAAACACUUUGGACCUACUUCUGGAAGAGCAGAGAAUGAUGUAAGUGACCUGGAUGGGAUAAAAUGGAUGGUCUGGGACAGAAGAGGAUGAGGAGGGAAGGGGGGGGUUGGUAGAAAAGGAUUGCAGUAAAAAGGGUAAUUGCUCACAUUUCCAUGGUGCUUCCCCAAAACUCCCCUAUGAGGGCUGGAAUGCCACUAGUCAUUCCUCUUAUCUCCUUUUGGUGGAUUGAAAAAUAGGACAGAUUGGGGGAGGGCCUCUGCGCAGGGUCAUGAGGAACUCAAGAUACCAGGCUCUGCCCCAUAAUGAUCUCUGCCAUCUAGGGCUAAGGCCCUCUUGUCUCUCUCUGGGCCUCAAUCUCCCCCUUGGAAGGACGAUGGGAUUAGGCAGAACGCCCUCCAGCCCGCAGACGGACAGACGGACGCGCAGGAAAUGGAAGGGUAGGCUCGCCUUUGCGUGGACCGACCUUUCCCCCACCUGCCCUGAGUUGAUGCGAAUAGCGGGUGGGAGGGACUGAGCGCUCCGAACGCCGCAGCCGCCGACGUUCCAAAGUGGAACGCGGCCACACAGUGGAAAUUCUGACGCGGGCUUCCAUGGAGCGUCCCAAGGGAGAAAGCGCCCGGAAGGCGGGGCCGGCCCCUGGCCUUCCACGGAUAGACAGGGUGGCCGCCAGAGGGAGCUGGGAUGCCACGUUGUGGUUGCGCUAACGCCCGUGGAAGGCCCGACCCAUUGGCUGCCGCGGAGGAUGGACGUGGAGGAGGAGACUUGGGGGGGGGGAGGCGGCGGCGGUCAGUCCACGAGCGUUUCCUGGGCAGCCACGCUGUACUGACCCCGUAGUCCCCGUUUCACGGGGUGAGGGGAGAAGAGGAGGCUAGGCAACCCUGCUGCCCUCGAAACUCCUCUUCAUCCUAGGAUGGUGGGACGGACCUAACGGGUCUUCAAAUCUGGACCCCUUCUUUUACAAGAUGAGGAAACUGAGGUCCAGUGACUUUUCAAAGUCACACUGCUGGUAGUAGUGAGCUAAAGAUAUGUGAAUCAACCCACACAUACUCUAAAUGCAGAGCCGUUUUCCAUUCGAUUCAAAAAGCAUUUAUUAAGUGCUUACUGUGUACUGAGCAGGUACAGAAGCUGCAAAGAUAAAAUGGGGGGGGGUUGGAGGUGGGCACCCUACUGUUUCCUACACUCUCAAAUUUCCUGGAUUACAGGGUCUCUGAAACACUUUCCCACCUCCUAACCCUUCAGACACAGCUUAAGGACCCAGCAGGGAGCCAGAAUGAUUGGGUUAGAGUGGUAUGGUGGAAAGACCACGCUGCCUCCAGAGUCAGAGGAUCUGGGUUCAAAACCUGUCUAUGAAUGCUUACUACAUGUAUAAUAACCUCAGACAAGUGGAUUGGCCUUUGAGCCUGGGGUGGGGGGUUGGACGGUUAGCCUCUGACAUCGCUUUCAUCCCAGGAUCUAUGAUCCUUUGAGUCCUGAUCCUAAGCCUAACUAGAUCCUAGGCAGGUUGCCAAACCCUACUUAGCUCUCAGUUUCCCCAUCUGUAUGAGAAGUUGGCCUCAAUGGUCUCUCAAGACCCUUCUAAUUGACCGUCUUUCACUCAAGAAUUCUAGCGUCCCCUGGGAAUUAGGCACAAGGGAAUGAGAGAUUUAGAGAGGAAGAGAGAGUUGGGGGCCCUGUUUUUUCUCACCUAUUCCCUCCCACCCAUCCAGUACACACUCAGAAAGUCAGGGCUGUAGCCAGGCUUUCCUGGAUUUGGCUCCACUUCAUUAAAGGAUCCUGAUGCCUGAGAAAAGUUCAAUUCAAUGAAUUUAUUAAGCAAUAGCUAUGUGCCAUGCAUUGUAUUAGAUGCUGGGGGUGCAAAGACAAGGAAGGAAGGAAGGA